Messenger RNA from Uloborus diversus, 1252 nucleotides. Its product is annotated as 2-oxoisovalerate dehydrogenase subunit beta, mitochondrial-like. Gene Ontology annotation, biological process: response to nutrient; branched-chain amino acid catabolic process. The record is from RefSeq and is a predicted model, not a curated record. Bases 71 to 1204 code for a protein of 377 amino acids. The transcript has 9 exons. Gene Ontology annotation, molecular function: catalytic activity. NCBI's taxonomy places the organism in Eukaryota, Metazoa, Arthropoda, Arachnida, Araneae, Uloboridae.
AAAUUCUAUAAAUGUAAACAAAUCAUGUAAUUCUAUGUAAUUUUCCUUGUAAUUACGAACCUGUUCGAGAAUGUCACUGAAACGACUUGUAUCGAACAUAAAAACACUUAGUCCCUUUCAUAAGAAUGCCUUUUUGCUUCAAAAUUCCAAUCCCUUUAAAAUUAAUCUUUAUCGUAAAUCCCAUUUUACUUAUGUUCCAGAUACAGUUUCUGCUUCGGAUGGAGAAACUUCUCGUAUGAAUUUGUUCCAGGCGGUGACGAAUGCGCUAGAUAUUGCUUUAGCUGCUGAUUCUUCUGCAGUAAUAUUUGGAGAAGAUGUGGGCUUUGGUGGCGUAUUUCGAUGCACUGUUGGCUUGCAAGACAAGUAUGGUCGAGAUCGAGUGUUCAACACCCCCCUCUGCGAACAGGGAAUCGUGGGCUUCGGAAUCGGCAUGGCCGUCGCGGGAGCCACUUCGAUCGCCGAAAUUCAGUUUGCAGAUUACCUUUACCCUGCCUUCGACCAGAUCGUCAAUGAAGCAUCGAAGCUCAGGUUUCGGUCGGGGAAUCAGUUCAACUGUGGCGGAUUGACCAUUCGAGCCCCCUAUGGAGCUGUUGGUCAUGGAGCUCUAUAUCAUUCCCAGAGCCCAGAAGCAUUUCUCUCCCAUAUUCCUGGUAUAAAGGUAGUCAUUCCCCGGGGGCCCCUGCAAGCGAAAGGCCUGCUGCUGAGCUGCAUUCGAGAUAAAAAUCCCUGUAUCUUUUUCGAGCCAAAGAUAAUGUACAGAAUGGCUGUGGAGCAGGUCCCACUCAAGGACUAUGUACUGCCACUUUCUAAGGCGGACAUUCUUGUGGAAGGGGAUGACGUAACCCUGGUCGGCUGGGGCACUCAGGUGCAUGUUCUGAGAGAGGUGUGUCAGCUGGCACAAGAUAAACUCAACGUGUCCUGUGAGCUUAUUGACCUGGCCACUAUCUUGCCCUGGGAUAAAGAAACUGUAGUUAAUUCUGUGAAGAAGACGGGCCGUCUCCUGAUUGCCCACGAGGCUCCUCUCACGGGAGGUUUUGGAGCAGAGAUUGCCGCAAGCAUUCAGAACGAAUGCUUCCUGAGCCUGGAGGCUCCCAUCCAGAGAGUGACUGGCCACGAUGCCCCCUUCUCCCACGUCUUCGAACCCUUCUACAUCCCCAGCAAGUGGCGAUGCUUCGACGCCCUCAAGAAACUCAUCAACUUUUGAACCCAGACUCUUGUUGUACAAAUAAAAAAGUUUUUUUAUUUUCUGUUA